Cinclus cinclus is the source of this 1223-nucleotide messenger RNA. RefSeq names its product deoxythymidylate kinase (gene DTYMK). The record is from RefSeq and is a predicted model, not a curated record. Gene Ontology annotation, cellular component: mitochondrion; nucleus; cytoplasm. Lineage: Eukaryota; Metazoa; Chordata; Aves; Passeriformes; Cinclidae. The transcript is spliced from 5 exons. Gene Ontology annotation, molecular function: dTMP kinase activity; ATP binding. Bases 211 to 756 code for a protein of 181 amino acids. Gene Ontology annotation, biological process: dTTP biosynthetic process; dUDP biosynthetic process; dTDP biosynthetic process.
GGGGAGGGGGCGGGAUGCCGUUCGGGAACUCUGGCGGCGCAUCCCAGCUCUGGGCUGACUCCCGCGCUUGGACAGAGGGACCGCCCCCAGCCCUGACCGAUAGACCCCUCCCACCCGUGACAGAUAGUCCUGCCCCUCCGCCCGGACAGAGCGACGGGCGGGUAGACUGACUCCUCCCGUCCCGGACAGACCGACGGACAUCCUGGAUGGAUGGACCGACCUCCUCCCCCCAGCCUGUCACAGGCAGACAGAACCACAGAGAUUGGGCAGCUGAUCAGUUCCUACCUGGGGAGGGAGAAGAACCUGGAGGACCACACCAUUCACCUGCUCUUCUCUGCUAACCGCUGGGAACACGUACCGAUGAUGAAAGAGAAACUCCUUCAAGGGAUCACGGUCGUGGUUGACAGAUACGCCUUCUCUGGAGUCGCCUUCACAAGUGCCAAAGGGAACUUCUGCCUGGACUGGUGCAAACAGCCUGAUGUUGGACUCCCCAAGCCAGACCUGAUCCUGUUCCUUCAGUUAAGCCCAGAAGCAGCAGCAGAACGAGGGAACUUUGGACAUGAACGUUAUGAGACCAGCUCCUUCCAAGAGAAAGUUCUUCAAUCCUUCUGCUGCCUAAUGGAGGACAAGACCCUAAACUGGAAGACAGUGGAUGCUUCAAAGAGCAUUGAAGACUUGCACAGAGAAAUCAAGUCCAUUGCAGAGGAAACUAUGCAGGAGGUUCAGAAUAAACCUUUGGAAGAACUCUGGAAAUGAAACUUUAUACAGGUUUAAAAGAGUAAGAGAAAGGUCAGUAAGGGAACGGUGACUUCUUGGAUCUUCUGUACUUGGAUGACUUUGACAUCCCAGCAGCUACAGCUUAGAUCCUGUGUAUUCUUUUGGGUCCAACAUGCUGCUGAUUUUAUUUUUUUUUAUUAUUAUUAUUAUCUGUUCCUCCCUUCCAUCCUACAUAGUUGCUUCUGCAUUUUUAAAAUGAGUAUUCCAUAAGCAUGUAUCAAAUUCCUUGUCAAAACCUCCCUCUCCCAAGCAAGAGCUCCUGUUCCAGCUACAGUCCUGGAGUGCAGAUGUGGGUGUGGAGCCCAGGGCCAACCCUGGACACAGACACAGUUCUUGUUUUUAAGGAAUUGCCAUGUUUCUGAUCAUCCUUCCUCUCUAGUAACUGCAUCCCCCCCAUGCUCAAACCAGUUUGUAGAGGACUUGCUAAUAAACUAUUCUUUUAAAUA